AUGAGCUCGCGCGUCGCGAAGCAGCAGCUCAAAGCGUUUCUGAGAGCGACGAAGCAGGAGCCUGAGAAGGCGUCACGGAGGUCCAACGAGCGCAAGAACAGGCGAAUCAAGAAGCAGCUCGAAGAGGCCGUUCAACAGGACCCCAAGCUGUCGAAACGCAGGGCGCUGGAGGGGAACCUGGCGUACCUCGCGACGUCGCAGGCGAAAGGCAAGGGCACGCAGGCGCUCAUGGAGGAGCUGCUGGCGGACAGGGCAGCGAAGCGAUCGAAAGGCCGUCACCAGCGCAGCAACGACGACGACGCCGACGCGGCGCCGCCCGCGCAGAGCACCGCCCCGGCAGCACUAGACCUGGGAGACGACGUCAACCUCGACGACAUCGACAUCGACCUGUAG
Pedinophyceae sp. YPF-701 is the source of this 393-nucleotide messenger RNA. Lineage: Eukaryota; Viridiplantae; Chlorophyta; Pedinophyceae. The record is from the annotation of a GenBank genome assembly.